AUGGAGAAGAAUGUCAAGAUCUCACUUAGAAAGACUUGGGAGGUUGAACUGGCCAGGCUCGGUCACCGUGGGGUGGUGAGAGAGAGGUAGCAAUCAAGGAUGGCUUUCAAGAUCUCUGGCACAAGCUGCUGGGUAGAAGUUGGUACCUGUCAGUGAGUCAGGCAGCACAGGAGGAGGGGCAGGUGUGCUGAGAGUGGGGAUGGGUGGGUUCACUUUGGGACAUGCUGAGUAGUCCUUGUUCUGGGACCUAAAGACAUAUGAGUUGAAUGACUUUGCAGAGCUUCCCUAACCUCUGUGUGCCUACCACACCUCAUUUGUAAUAGGAGAAUAAGAAUAAUUAGAAAAUAUAACUAAUUUGUUUCAUUUGUUGAGUCUAGGAGAAGGUUCUCCUUGUAUACUGCAGAAUGGUAUUUUCUUGUGAGCUCCUCCCAAGAAAAAUGGGACUGUCUCAAUUUGCCCAUAUAGGGGCUUGAUUUUACCUAUCUGCUUUGGGUAUCAUCACCAUUCGGCAUGUAUUGCCAAUACUAAAGAAGUAAUACAUGUGAUAAUAAACACCUGUUACUUUGAAUACAUAAAUUCAAAGUAACAGGUGUUUAUUAUCACAUGUGUGCUGUAAUAGCCCAUCAGCCUGUCCUUCAGACAAACACACUCUCCCUUCAAAUCCUCUAAUCUUCCUCUUGAAGCCCACCUCUCCCUCCAGGGGUUAGGUAGGACCUUUGGGACCAAGGAUGUCUAACACUCUCUUCUUUGAGAAGUCAUCUCCCACUGUCCAGGAGGAUGGGUGGGAGGAGGUGAGUGCAACGGGCCUGUGGGGUUGUCAGCUAGCACAGAAAAUCUGUAGACUCGGGGAGGAUCGAGCCACAUGUGUGCAUUUGGAAAUGACAGUGUAUGGCUGCACAGCACGAAGGGGAUGAAGCCACAGACACCUGGAUUUAAAUUGUAACUCCAUAAUUUAUUUCUUCUGUGACUUUGGGAAAGUUACUUAAGCUCUCUGUGGCUCAGUUACUUCAAUUGUAAAAUGAAAUUAAGAUAAUAUUCUAGGAUAAUGAUUGAUUUUCCUUCAUUUAGACCACAAAAUACUACUUUUUGAAAACUAUAAACUGCUGUUCAUGAGGCAGAUUCUCCCAGGGUUAAAAAGGAAUGUACUAUCCGUGUAUCUGCUAGGACAGACCUUGUUGCAUGUCACUUGAUUCCUGAAAUACGCCAUGGUAAAGAAAUCGCUGUGCCAUCCUAUUACGGAUGUGGCGCGGUAGGCACAGAGAGAGGUUAGGCACUUUCGUGUUCUGGGAAAUCGUUGACCUUUGUAGGACCAUAUUCUCCAUAGGAGUUAGAGAAAGGUUGCUCGCUCUUCACUCUGUGCCAUGACUCCCAAAUGGCAGACCUUGUUAUUUUGUCUCAGGAAUGAUUCUCUUAGACGGGAAGUGUGUCCUACAGAAAGUAGCUAGGCAGAGAAAGAAACAUUGCCUGUUCAGCUAGCUGAGACUUUCGCUAAUUACAAAAAACUCCUGCCCCAUAAAUCUCCCCACUAAAACCUGUCUACUCCUUCUUAUGAAAGUAAAAGACACACUCCCUUACCCCCUCCCCCCCUCCCCCAUUUACCCCGACAGUGUCAUUUCCACUUCUGGGGCGCUCACCCUACGGCAGUAACCUGAGUAAUUUCAAUAUCUUGGAUUGGUUAGUUUCUGUCUUUACCAAGGCGUAUGUAUAGCCCAUGCAAAAACAGUAACUAAUGAAAAUGAAACAGCAGGUGUCAGUUCUUAGGGGCGCGCCCUAGCUCAAAACUCCCAGCCAAUCACAGAAGUCGGACUCUUCCCAUCCCUCCAGCUUAGUUCCCACGUCCCUCGCCUGUGAACUUCCGCUGCGUGGAUUCUCUUCCCAUGACCCCCGGAAGCACUCGUGCCGCCCACGAGCCACGUUUCAAAAAGGGCCGCUCCGGGAACGCCGCGGCGCUCCUCCGGAAGGGGUGAUCUCCACGCCUUCUCCCUUCGUAGGCGAGCUGGGCGGCAUGAGUCUAGAGAAGCCACUGAGCCGCUCUCGCACACACACUCACUUCUUCUCUCGGGUCCCCGGCCGCCCGCAGUAGCUAAUCAAAGGUCCAGGUUCUUAGCAGCUCCGUAUCCCUGUGACGUCCGCUCGUCCUCGCUGACGUCCCCUUCCGCUUUGUGGCGCCUCUAGCCCGCCGGAGGGCGACUCCUCUCGGUGGUCUUAACCCUUCAAUUCUGGCGAGCCGCGUUUCUAAGGCCCCAGGAAAGGAGGCCCCGCGCUGGCUCCUGGACGGCGGGAACCGGCUCCGGAACGAGAACGCGCGUGAAGGUGUAGCAGUCACUCAACCUACACCCACAGCAUCGACUUUGUGAACCCAGCGACCUGACUGCCUUGGGCGAGUCUAGUCUGGGUUCUGCCUGCACACAUUCCUCGCUACCUUCUUGGUGUCUGAGAACCUCCAGCUUCACCACCCUUUCUAGACCCAAAGGCCUGGUGGAGCUUCCAGCUGGGACCAGACCUCCAUGGAUCCACUCCAGAAACAGAAUCCAGCAUCGCCUUCUAAAUCUUUCCCGAUGACAGCUGCAGAGACUUCCCGGGAAGGCCCAGCACCCUCGCAGCCUUCGUACUCGGAGCAGCUGAUGAUGGGCCUCAGUAACCUGAGCCCCGGUCCUGGCCUCAGUAACCUGAGCCUGGGCCCUGGCCCCAGCAACCUGAGCCCCGGCCCUGGCCCCAGCCACUCCGCGCCUCUCCCCGAGGGGCUGCUCCACCAGCGGUACAGAGAGGAGAAGACACUCGAAGAGCAGCGGUGGGAGAGGCUGGAGUUCCUUCAGCGGAAGAAAGCAUUCCUGAGGCACGUGAGGAGGAGACACCGCGAUCACAUGGCCCCCUAUGCUGUUGGGAGGGAAGCCAGAAUCUCCCCGUUAGGUGACAGAGGUCAGAAUCGAUUCCGAUGUGAAUGUCGAUACUGCCAGAGCCACAGGCCGAAUCUUUCUGGGAUCCCUGGGGAGAGGAACAGGGCCCCACUUCCCUCCUCCUGGGAGACGCUGGUGCAGGGCCUCAGUGGCUUGACCCUCAACCUAGGUACCAACCAGCCCGGGCCUCUGCCUGAAGCGGCACUCCAACCGCAGGAGGCAGAGGAGAAGCGCCAGCGAGAGAGGCAGCAGGAGAGCAAAAUAAUGUUUCAGAGGCUGCUCAAGCAGUGGUUAGAGGAGAACUGAGACGCGCACCCACCUGGGAUGGAGACCCGAAGGGACUCAGACGGAGCCCGCGUGUUGGCAGCGCCUGGGCGUGGGACCAUUUUGGGGACGAAACAGCAAGCUGCGGUCGGAUGAGUGCCAGGACCCGUUUACGGGGACACGUGGGAAUCCUCCCAGCAUGACGCUUGACCGACCCCAGGAAGGUCCUCAUCUUUGGUGCCUGCCAUUCUCGGAUGGCCGCGAGGCAUCCUGUGGCAAGGGACGCUGCGUACCAGCGGUCCCCGCCGCGUCUCACCUGCCUCCCGUGAUGCAUGUUGUCGCUCUCCCACCCUGGAUCUCCGUCUCUCUUCCCUACCUGCUGACCGUAAGAGAUCACAUGUCAGUGUAGUGUGAAUGCCUUGUCGCUGUCCUAUAUGCUUUUGCACCACUGAGUUGACUGCCUCCGAGAAGCAGCACUAGGCCUGCUGAAAUGCAGUGCGCUGCCCUGAGAUCCAGUUUCAAGAACGGGCAGCUAAACACAGUGUGGGAAAGGGAUGUGCAAUGAGAACUUGGUGGUCCGCCGCUGUACUGUUUGCGUAAACUUUUAUGUAUGUGGUAAGCUACAUGUAUGUAAAUGUCGCCCUGCCCCUAACGGUCGAGUAGCAUUCUCCCUUGCAGGAAUUUCUGAUGGGGUUCCUCAUCACCAAUACCAAAUAAAUAUAUGUAGGAAUGGAAAAU
Messenger RNA from Sapajus apella (tufted capuchin), 3899 nucleotides. Its product is annotated as protein FAM156A/FAM156B. The record is from RefSeq and is a predicted model, not a curated record. Bases 2508 to 3203 code for a protein of 231 amino acids. NCBI's taxonomy places the organism in Eukaryota, Metazoa, Chordata, Mammalia, Primates, Cebidae. The transcript has 3 exons.